CGGCUCUGAGAUGAGCGUCCGGCCUGCGCGGGCACACCAUGAAUAGGUACACAACGAUCAAGCAGCUCGGCGAUGGAACCUACGGUUCCGUCCUGCUGGGAAGAAGCAUUGAGUCUGGGGAGCUGAUUGCUAUUAAAAAAAUGAAAAGGAAGUUUUAUUCCUGGGAGGAAUGCAUGAACCUUCGUGAGGUUAAGUCUUUAAAGAAGCUCAACCAUGCCAAUAUAGUAAAACUAAAAGAAGUGAUCAGGGAGAACGAUCAUCUUUAUUUUAUCUUUGAGUACAUGCAGGAAAAUCUCUACCAGCUCAUUAAAGAAAGAAAUAAGUUGUUUCCUGAGUCUGCUAUAAGGAACAUCAUGUUUCAGAUACUGCAAGGACUUGCAUUUAUUCACAAACACGGCUUCUUCCAUCGGGACUUAAAGCCUGAGAACCUGCUCUGCAUGGGACCAGAUCUUGUGAAAAUCGCAGACUUUGGAUUGGCCCGGGAAAUCCGAUCCAGACCUCCAUACACAGAUUACGUCUCUACCAGAUGGUACAGGGCCCCCGAAGUGCUCCUGAGGUCCACCAACUACAGCUCCCCCAUUGACAUCUGGGCCGUGGGCUGCAUCAUGGCCGAGGUGUACACGCUCAGGCCACUCUUCCCCGGGGCCAGUGAGAUUGACACAAUCUUCAAAAUUUGCCAAGUACUGGGGACCCCGAAAAAGACUGACUGGCCAGAAGGCUACCAACUUUCAAGUGCUAUGAACUUCCGCUGGCCCCAGUGUGUACCCAAUAACUUAAAGACCCUGAUUCCUAAUGCUAGCAGCGAAGCCAUUCAGCUCCUGAGAGACCUGCUUCAGUGGGAUCCCAAGAAACGGCCAACAGCUAGUCAGGCGCUCCGAUAUCCUUACUUCCAGAUUGGGCAUCCCCUGGGCAGCACCACACAGAGCCUUCAGGAUUCCGGAAAACCACAGAAGGACAUCCUGGAAAAGGCAGGCCUGCCGCCUCACAUUAAGCCAGCCCCUCCUGCCCAGCCCCCGACCAAGCCACACACGCGGAUUUCUUCGAGACAGCAUCAAGCCAGCCAGCCCCCUCAGCAUCUCAUGUACCCCUACAAAGCAGAGGUGUCCAGGACAGAUCACCCGAGCCAUCUGCCGGAGGACAAGCCAAGCCCCUUACACUUCCCGUCCCUCCACGCCAAGAAUCCUCCAGCGAAAAUCCUCGCUGGGCUGGAGCACAAAAACGGUGAGAUCAAGCCAAAGAGUAGGAGAAGGUGGGGUCUUGUUUCCAGGUCGACAAAGGAUUCCGAUGACUGGGCUGACUUGGAUGACUUGGAUUUCAGUCCCUCCCUCACCAGGAUUGACCUGAAAAACAAGAAGAGACAGAGCGACGAGACUCUCUGCAGAUUUGAGAGUGUUUUGGACCUGAAGCCCACUGAGCCCAUGGGGACAGGAAACAGCGCCCCGACCCAGACUUCGUAUCAGAGGCAAGACACGCCGACCCUGAGAUCCUCGGCCAAGCAGCACUACUUGAAGCACUCCCGAUACUUGCCGGGAAUAAACAUAAGGAAUGGCAUCCUCCCAACUCCAGGCAAGGACUUUAUUCCAUCUAACCCGUGGUCUAGUUCUGGUUUGUCAGGAAAGUCUUCAGGGACGGUGUCAGUAAUCAGCAAGAUAAAUUCAGUUGGUUCCGGCUCUACAAGUUCUAGUGGACUGACUGGAAACUAUAUCCCUUCCUUUCUGAAAAAAGAAGUUGGUUCUGCUGUGCAGAGGGUACACUUGGCACCUAUUCCAGACCCUUCCCCUGGUUAUUCUUCCUUGAAGGCUGUGAGACCUCAUCCUGGACGGCCUUUCUUCCACACCCAGCCUAGGAGCACUCCUGGGCUGAUCCCACGGCCUCCGGCUGCCCAGCCAGUGCACGGCCGGACCGACUGGGCUUCCAAGUACGCCCCUCGGCGAUGACAGUCGGGAUCCCUUCCGUGGGGGAAAGCAGGACCCUGUCCCUCCGCCCACUGGCGUUCUCCCUGCAAGAAACUUUCGGAUGGUGUAAAAGCAAACACACGCUUUGUAGUUGUUCUUCUGAACUAAGACAUUUCAAUAUUCUUUUUUAAAGUUUUUUUCUUAAAUAUUGAUUUGUACAAAAUUAUUUUAUUCUAAUACUGGGUCCCAUUAUUUUCUUAAACAGCAGCAUUUUGUACAUAUGGAUUAUGUUUUAGUGUUUUAUACAGUCAACUUUGUAACAAACUUUUUAAAGAUUAAUUGAUUUUCUUUUGGGGUUCCAGAUAAUAUUUUAUACAGAUUUUUAAAAAUGUAAUAAUAUUGAUGCAGUAUUGCAACAGGGGUGCAAUUUAAAGCUACAUGACAGAGGGUUAUUUACUCAACGCGUGCGGAUAUUUGUGAAGUGGUUAAAUUUUAAAUGUGGCACAUGGGGUACCUCAGGCUUCCUUGGACUGACUUCAGCACUAGAAAAAUGGUCUUUUCAAUGUCACGUUAUUGGUUUGAUCUUUUGAGACCGCUGUGCCGUUCUGAAAGUAGUGUUAUGUAAUUAACUCAUUUGGUUUGGUGUUUGUUCCCCAGCUGAAAGAACUCUAAGUAAAUAUUUUUUGAAAUUUUUGUAACACCCUUUAUUGUGGUUGGAGAUAGCCAAAUGAACCCAGGCUUUAUCAUGCUAUGCCAUUCCAUUCUAUUUCUUCCAUUUUAAAAAUCAAAUUGUAUCAGCACCACAAAAGGGAAGCUUUUCUAGCCACAAGAUUCUCAACAUAAAGGUGAAUACAGUCAAUUAAACUGAUAUCCCUGCCAAGAUGCACGACCAAAAAGCUAAGUUUUGACACAGCAGAUUUUUUAUGAUAAUAACUGAUAGGAUUUUGCAUUCAGCUCAGUUCUCCAGGCCUGGCUGGGAACACACUACAAAUAAUCUCCUCUCCUAGCCGAAAUCUCAGGGCACCUUGGGAAGCAGAACAGAUUGGUGGCAGAGGAAGCCACAGUUACCAUGACACUAAGUGUCAGAGUGUGCCACAUUUGAACUUUGACCUCUUAACCCUUGUGUAGUUUCUUCCAACAGUGAGAACUCUAUUGGUUGGCAGUGGCGGUUCCACUGAGAGGAAUGUUUACAGCAAUUUUGAAAAUGACAAAGCUAGUUUGGAGACAGAAAAAGACAAGAGGUCCACUCUCACCCAUCUCUGUAGGACACAUUUGCCUCCACUCAUGGUUGCCUGACAGGCAAGAGGGAAGGGCACCUCCAGAGAAUGUAUUAUAAUCUCAAUAGUGUAUAGACUCAUUCUCCCAGGGCUCAAGUGCUCUCAUGUGGUUCCAGGUUCCAGGAUAUAGCAAGCUGAACCACAGGAAAGUGUCAUUUUUGUAGGUUAAAAUGAAUAUUGGCACUUCGAUAUGGUUCCGCCUAAUAAGUUGGGGAAUUACCACUUCAGUGUGUUAAUAAUACGUUGCAGCCUGACCUGAGCCAAUUACACCGUGGCUCCCCAAAAGCGCUAACCUAAAGUCGGGAGUCAUUUCUGCUUUGGAGAAUCUGGCUCAAAAACAUACUUGACCAAGCGCUAUGAUCCUAGGGCCGGGAGAAAAGCACAUAAUGGAUGUGGACUUAAUAGGUAAUAUUUUCCUGUUAACAAACUGGCGGCAGAGCUUCAGAAAAUAUGUAUGUGUAAGCACAACUUGAACCUGAAUUCAUUUCUGUAUUAUAUUCUCAACUCAUUCUCGAAAGCAACAGAAAAAUGUGUUUUCAGAGACAAGUCCUUUACUGAGGUUAAUAUUUAUUUCCCUUUCUGUAUUAUGUAUACAGAGUAAGUUAAUCUGUAACCUUCCUCAGCUUGCUGGAAAGCUGGGUUUAAAUUGUAAAUACCCUGUAGAAAGCAAAUGGAUUGUGAAUACCAUAUUCUUGAAACUCUAGCUUAUGCUAAGGUCAUUACUUUUUUUUUUAAUUGAAAAACUAGUUACCUGGUUAAUACACAUUAUAAAGUGGUUUUUCUAAUAUUUUUGUAGGGCCCUAGCUGGUUUGGCUCAGUGGAUAGAGCCUUGGAGUGAAGGGUCCUGGGUUCAAUUUCUAUCAGGACAUGUACCUCGGUUACAGGCUCAAUCCCCCAUGUGGAGGCAACCAAUCGUUGUGUGUCUCUCUGUCUCUCCCCUUCCACUCUCGCAAAAAAUCAAUAGAAAAAUAUCCUCAGGUGAGGAUUAACAAAAACUUUAAAAAAUAAUAUUUUUGUAGGGUCCAAAUUCAGAAAAAUAUUUCACUUUUCUUCCUCUUCCUCUUUCCUUUAUUUAUCUGAAAACAACUUCCUUUGGGAAGCUAAACAUGUAUUCAUAUGAAAGUCAAGAAACAGAUGUUCAGCUGAGAAAACUAGAAAACUGGAAAAAAAACACCUGUAAAUUCUAAAGAACUAGCAAAAUCCUAUAAAGUACUCCCCCUUGCCCUGAAAUGGGUAAAGGACAAAUUGUGUAUACAAGCUGUUUACUAUAGAAAGAAAUAGUGACCUUUUUUUUUUAGUGAAAAAAAAUAUGCUACCUGUGCAUGUAUUUUUCACUUACUAUUGAAUUAUAAAGUGUACUGCAAGACACCAAGAGGAACGACAAGUGUAACUGUACCCUCCAUUACUAUACCUCGUUGCCAGUCAGAAAGCUUCCCAGGACGUCGGGCAACGGUACAGGGAUGGCUCUUCUUUUGGGCCCAAAGGUUCAGUGACAGGUGUGCCCAGGCGUCCACAUGUGAACUGCACAGGCACAAAAAUUACCUGGUGUAAUUGUUCAUUUCACAAUAAAAUCUCAUUCAUUGCUAAGCCCUCACCCAGCUCAUGUAUGAUAGGGUUUAAAUAGGAAGAAAAUAGAUUUUCAAACAAGUUUUAAGACACAUUUCACCCAAAGGACUAACUAACAUCUAUAUCAUCUUCUGGGAUUCUCAAGGACUGAGUACAAUCAAGGCAACACAUGUAAAAACCAACAAUUCUUGUUUGUCAAGAAUUGUCAAGAACUUUUGUUUUCCAGUACAAAUCCCAGUACUGCUGGAGUUCAUGGGCACCGUAUUUCCUCAUGAAGUAGCAUUUCCCUUCCAUCAAGCCAUUGGUUUGUGCCAUUUAGGAGAGAAAAAGAAAGUAGGCUGUAUGUUUCAGCUCAGUGUAUGACCAAAAGCAAUAUAUGUGACAUACUAAUUAUGCAUCAUUUAAAGCAUACUGUAGCAACUUGUUUGUUUAAUAUAUGUGGUUAAUUUUUAGAAUUAUUUUUACACUUUUCAACCAAAGUACUGUAUUUUGUAUAAUUUAUUGUGAGGACCUUCUCACAGAAACCAUUAAGAAGACAGACUGGAGGCAAAUAUUACAUUCAUCUGUAUUAUUGGUUUCUUAUAGACACUGUGCUAAUGUGAAUUUAAAAUGACCUGAGUAAGUAAAUAGUCUUCUGAUCUCAGAUAUCUGGGCAGUGGUAGAAAUUUUAAUCACCUGAUUUGAUUACAAGGGAGUAACUAAGAAUAUAUUUAUUUAUAAAGCAAAUAUUCAAAAUGAUGAGAAGAUAGAGGACAGAAACCACUUAUGUAAGCCCCUCUGAAAUAAAAUGUUGCUUUUUGAAUAGUUCAUCCUAAGGUGUUUUAAAAUGUUAAUUUUACAUUUAUAAAAUUCUGCUCCAAAUAAAGUUAUGGUUUAAGAAAAA
Myotis daubentonii (Daubenton's bat) is the source of this 5621-nucleotide messenger RNA. It is a transcript of the gene CILK1, whose product is annotated as ciliogenesis associated kinase 1. Gene Ontology annotation, molecular function: ATP binding; protein kinase activity. Gene Ontology annotation, biological process: protein phosphorylation. Lineage: Eukaryota; Metazoa; Chordata; Mammalia; Chiroptera; Vespertilionidae. The record is from RefSeq and is a predicted model, not a curated record.